Ahaetulla prasina is the source of this 2478-nucleotide messenger RNA. RefSeq names its product leucine rich repeat transmembrane neuronal 3 (gene LRRTM3). Gene Ontology annotation, cellular component: plasma membrane. The transcript is spliced from 3 exons. Gene Ontology annotation, molecular function: protein binding. The record is from RefSeq and is a predicted model, not a curated record. The coding region runs from base 502 to 2226 and encodes 574 amino acids. NCBI's taxonomy places the organism in Eukaryota, Metazoa, Chordata, Lepidosauria, Squamata, Colubridae.
AGUGACAGGAUGCAGAAGUGAACAGUGCUUGUUCAUUGUACCGGGUCAUCCUGGCUUCUCUGCUCCAGCGCAGCUUCCUUAGCCGGAUUGAGGGUGCAGACUAUGAUAACUGGGCUGCCCCAGUGGAAUACAGAUGGGUGAAUUCAGACAGCCGAGCGUCACUUGGAGGAACCUCUCAAGCUUUGCCACGGGAGAUUUGAAAGAAGCCGAGUCUGCAAUGUGAAAGAUUCCAAACCACAUCACCCAUGAAGACCUUAUCACCUAGGAAGAACUUGACUUUCCGCUGCCAAGGCUGGGUUGGGAUUUAUUUGCUCCUGGGAUGUUCUGCUUGCCUGGCAAAGGAUAAUGAUCCAAAAUCGGUCCAUUUCCCAGGAGGUCCAAUUUUGCUUCCUGGGUAUCAGCAAGGCUUGAUUCACCAAAGAACAGCUGACAGGGGCUGUCAUGUUUGUGGCCCCUAGGAAAAAGCAAAAGAGCUAAGGACGACCUUUGAAAACACAAAGGAUGGGUUUCAAUGCAUUUAGGCUACUGAGCGGAUCAGCAGUAGCCCUGGUAAUAGCUCCCACUGUGUUACUGACAAUGCUUUCGUCUGCUGAACGUGGAUGCCCUAAGGGCUGUAGGUGUGAAGGCAAAAUGGUAUACUGCGAGUCCCAGAAAUUACAAGAGAUACCCUCCAGUAUAUCAGCUGGUUGUUUAGGGUUGUCCUUGCGGUACAACAGCCUUCAGAAACUAAAAUACAACCAAUUUAAAGGUCUUAAUCAACUUACCUGGCUCUACUUAGACCAUAAUCACAUUGGCAGCAUCGACGAAAACGCUUUCAAUGGAAUACGCAGACUGAAAGAGUUAAUUCUGAGUUCCAACAGAAUCGCCUUUUUUCUUAAUAACACCUUCAGGCCCGUAACAAACCUCCGAAAUUUGGAUCUCUCUUACAAUCAGCUGCAUUCCCUGGGCGCAGAGCAAUUCAGAGGCUUAAGGAAGCUGCUGAGUUUACACCUGAGAUCCAAUUCCCUGAGAACGAUCCCAGUUCGGAUUUUCCAGGAUUGUAGGAACCUGGAACUCUUAGACCUGGGUUACAACAGGAUCCGGAGCCUCGCAAGGAAUGUCUUUGCCGGCAUGAUCAGACUGAAGGAGCUGCACCUGGAGCACAAUCAGUUUUCUAAGCUUAACUUGGCACUUUUUCCAAGGCUGGUCAGCCUACAGAACCUUUAUUUACAGUGGAAUAAAAUCAGUGUUAUAGGACAAACCAUGUCUUGGACUUGGAGCUCAUUACAAAGGCUUGAUUUAUCAGGAAAUGAAAUAGAAGCUUUCAGUGGACCAAGUGUUUUCCAGUGUGUGCCCAAUUUGCAGCGCCUCAACCUGGAUUCCAACAAGCUCACAUUUAUUGGCCAAGAGAUUUUGGAUUCCUGGAUAUCUCUGAAUGACAUCAGCCUCGCUGGGAAUAUAUGGGAAUGCAGCAGAAACAUUUGCUCCCUGGUAAACUGGCUUAAAAGUUUCAAAGGGCUGAGGGAAAAUACCAUUAUUUGCGCCAGCCCCAAAGAACUGCAAGGGGUGACUGUUAUAGAUGCCGUGAAAAAUUAUAGCAUCUGUGGCAAAAGUACUACAGAAAGGUUUGACGUGCCACAGGCUGCCCCCAAGCCCACCUUUAAACCAAAGGUCAUCCGACCUAAGCACGACAGCCAGCCUCCCCUGCCCCCCACCACAGGGGCCCCCGAGGCCAGCUCCGGGCCCGAGCACAGCACUGAGCAGAUCUCCUUCCAUAAAAUAAUUGCUGGGAGCGUGGCCCUCUUCUUGUCCGUGCUGGUGAUUCUGCUGGUCAUCUACGUGUCCUGGAAGCGCUACCCUACCAGCAUGAAGCAAUUGCAGCAACGCUCACUAAUGCGACGGCACAGGAAAAAGAAACGACAGUCACUGAAGCAAAUGACUCCAACCACCCAGGAAUUUUAUGUUGACUAUAAGCCCACCAACAGCGAGACCAGCGAGAUGCUGCUCAACGGGACGGGGCCUUGCACGUACAGCAAAGGAGGCUCCAGGGAAUGCGAGAUACCUUUAUCUAUGAAUAUGUCUACAUUUCUUGCAUACGAUCAGCCUACAAUAAGUUACUGUGGUGUACAUCAUGAACUUCUUGGUCGUAAGUCCUAUGACUCAAAUGCACAGGAAGAAACAAUGGAGACACCAUUAGAGACUGACCUUGAACUCAGCACAAUUACAAGAGCAGCACGAAAUCAGUGAUCGACACUCAGCUGACUUAUGUGGUCAGAAAGAUAACCCAGAAUCACCACCAUUAUUAUUAUUAUUAUUAUUAUUAUUUUAAGUUUAAUUCAUGAAGAAUUAAAUCAGUAUUUCUCCAGGGACGGAUUGAAAACUCCCCAUUCUGUUUAAAAAGUUACCAUUCAAAUACAGAUUGUUUCAAGUCUACGAUUUGUAAUUAGCUAAGUUGUGCAGUCUUUUUUUUUUUUUUUGACUUAAAAAUGAAGUAUGAUC